Molecule: messenger RNA, 291 nt
Organism: Prunus armeniaca (apricot)
Lineage: Eukaryota; Viridiplantae; Streptophyta; Magnoliopsida; Rosales; Rosaceae
Source: the annotation of a GenBank genome assembly
AUGGCGUUGAGGCGCUUUUUAGGGUUUUCGGAUGGUGAGCUGAUGAGGUCGGAUGCAAAACCUUGUUCUAGAUUGAUGAGACAGACUGCCGGUAUUUUCAGUGUUGGCGGAGCAUUGGGAUUCUGGAUCCUUUGUAGACUGCAUUAUGGACCCAGAAUUACAGUUCCUAGGAGUCUUCGUUGGGCAGCAUGUGGCGCAGUUUCUAUGAGCUCAACCACUGCUUUGCUGGUUCGCUUAUUUAGUCCAGAGUGUGAGCCCCAAAACAUAGCUACUUAUGACAAAGGAAAUUAG